Molecule: messenger RNA, 3229 nt
Organism: Chara braunii
Lineage: Eukaryota; Viridiplantae; Streptophyta; Charophyceae; Charales; Characeae
Source: the annotation of a GenBank genome assembly
UGUCGGUCUGAUUUCACCAUGACUCCUAAUAUGUAUUGAUGGACAUGGACGCGAGGGGACGUAUGUUGAAGUUCUUAGGCCAGCGGCGACAUGGUCCUGCGCGGUGGUCGUCGCAUCUGCGCCCACCUGUAGUGGAAACACUUGUGGUCUCGUAAUUUUGCAAUGGAGUCGUGUUUCCUGCCAGCAGUGGGUGCAUUCUCCUCUAACGAGUCCUGAUCGCUCACGGAGGACAGCAAUAGUGAAGCUUGAGUGCAGUUGGAACUGCAGUUCGAGUGCACUACCGGCCCGCUUGUCCGGAUCUUCUUCCGAACAAUUGUCGCCGCCGCAUAGUGAAACGUGGAAUGGAGACGUGUGUGGGCGUGUUCUUUUUGGGGAGGAUACAGUUGUGAGGUUUUCUGUUGUCAGCCCAAGCGUGAGCUCUUCAGGUGCGAAACGUGGAAUGGAGUUGGGUUCCGUGCUCAUUAGUAACCUAACCUCCAAGCGUGGGCUUGGCGCCAUUAGUUGCCUUGAAGUUCACAACUCAUUGUGGAGGAUAGAAGCGUUAAGUGACAGCAGGUGGCGGCGGUUUCGAUUGUGGUUUGUGCAUUCUGAUACCCGAUUGAGUCGAUUGAUCAGAAGGUUACCCUUCCAGUCCAUCAACGCGUCGAAGUCCAUCAACGCGUCAAACCCAUCAUCGCAUCUAACCGCUCAAGGCGUCUAAGUGCAUCAAGGGGUUUGCGGGCUUUCAUGUGUCGUCCGGAAACACGAACAAGAAGGAAAUCAACGGACUCCGCUCUACCCACACGUCAUCAGCGUAGAACAUGGCGAGUCCAAUGUACCCCGCCGAAGACCUGUUGACCUGCUGCUCUCUCAUGGUUGUCUCGAUGCUUGUCGCUUACGGCACCAAAAAAUAUCAUUUCUCGUACCUUCCUGAAGCAGCCGCUGCCAUGCUCCUGGGCAUGCUUGUGGGUGGCAUGCAUUCUCUCAUUGGGAAAGGAAAAGGGUUGCGCUUCAAUCCGGAAGCAUUCUUCUAUGGACUGCUCCCCCUCAUCAUCUUCAAUGCCGGAUACAGCCUCAAGAAGAAGGAUUUUUUCCGAAACUUCAUUACCAUCAUCCUGUUUGCAGUUGCGGGAACUGUGGUAUCUGCUCUUGUAUUCGGGCUGUUGAUCUAUGCGCUCUAUGAGAUUGGCUUUGUGAGCCAUAUGGAUAAAAAUUCACCUCUUCUGGAGGCCAUGAUGUUUGGCUCAUUGAUUUCUGCAAUUGACCCAGUGGCAACCCUUUCAAUUUUCCAAGAUGUGUCGGCUCCGAGUUUGCUGUACAACAUCGUAUUUGGAGAGAGCGUUCUGAAUGAUGCGAGUGCCAUUGUCUUGUUCCGCACAUUUGAAUCAUUCAUGAAUGAUCAGUUCUCAAUUGCAACCAUCGGAGUCGCUUUGGUCUGGUUCUGUGUCAACACCGUAGGAUCAAUCUUGAUUGGCUUUACAGUGUCGCUGGCAUGUGCAUACAUCCUCCAGAACAUCGAUCAGGAGAAUGAGUACUCCAAGUUUGAGUUGGGGUUUAUCCUCCUCUCGGCGUACUUCGCAUAUCUGCUUGCGGAAAUUCUCUCAUUGUCAGGUAUCAUGGCACUCUUCUUCUGCGGCAUCUGCAAUGCCCACUAUGGUUAUUACAAUAUCUCGCAAGUGUCCAAGACUACGACGAGGUUCGCAUUCGAGGCUCUUGCCUUUCUGGCAGAGAUCUUCCUGUUCGCAUACCUUGGGAUGCAAGUCGUGGUGUUGCGGCAUGUAGUUGACAAGGGGUUAAUGAUAGCGGCAAUUCCUUUGUGUCUCCUUUCGAGGGCAGUGAAUAUCUUCCCUCUUGCUUACAUUGCAAACAAAGGAAGAGUUCGACCAAUCACAAUGGAGAUGAAGCUGAUGAUGUGGCUUUGUGGCCUCAGGGGAGCAGUUUCUUAUGCGUUGGCCGUCAACAUGCCAACAGACAAUCGUGCAAUUGAGACCACGACGCUGUUCAUUGUUGUGUUUACGACUCUUGUUUUUGGCUGUGCGACUGCACCUACAAUGCGUUAUCUGCAUCUUGUUCCAAGCACGUCUGCAACGGCAGGCUUUACCAGCUUGGAUGCUUUGCUGGACAGGGGAGCUGGAGACUGGGGGUUGAGUGGUCCGAAUGACGACUCCGGAUGGGGUCCGCCUUCAGGCCCGCAUAGGCUGUUCAAGUGGAUGGAUGACAAUUAUCUGAAGCCUGUCUUUGGAGGCCGCAGAGACAGGGAAGAUCAAAUCCCUUUUAUACGGGAUGCGCAACGUUCCAGUAGUGUAGAAAGCCUGGGCAUCGGGGCAGAGAAUGGAGAGGGAGGUCUUGUGCUCGGCGAUAAUGCCAAUGGGCUGAGUGACGAUGAGGAAUUCAGAAGAUCGCCAGAGCUUAGAAGUUAUGAACUUCUAAAUGCCGCGGAUGAUAUGGUGGUCAGGCAAGGGGGACCUGUAAGAUGACUCUAGUCUUUAGAUUCCUGUUCCCCUCCUUGGCCCCCCUGCCCCCUCCUCCUUUUGGGUCUACACAUUGUAGUUGUUGGUAAGUUGCUAAGUUUGUGUUUUUUAGUUGUAUCCGGAUAUCCCUUUGCACAGCAGCUGCUUGCCCUUGUUUCCUCUUCUCUACCAUUGAUGCCUCCAUGAUGUUAUGUCAAUUCUUUUGCGUCAGAUUUUUCAAUGUAUGCCUGCUUGUUUUAUUUAUUGCCAAUCCUCGAUCCUGAAUACAAGUUCUGUGAGAGUAACGACAAUGUCUGAGCAUUGGUAGACUCUUUCGCGUAAAGGAUGUGCACCAUGUUCCGAAUGAUUGCAGUACAUGUCAGCUUUCUUCUCGCUUGGUGAGUGCAUAAUCAUCGAUGCUAUGGGUUUCUUCUGUUUUGUCUUUCCUUUGUGUAUGUGCAUGUGUAUGUGGAAUGUGUAUCUGUAUGUGUAUGUGUGUAUAUGUGUGUAUAUGUGUAUGUGUGUAUGUGUGUAUAUGUGUAUGUGUGUAUAUGUGUAUGUAUGUGUGUGUAUGUGUGUGUGUGUCUGCAUCUCGCUACAUGGCCCCUCUUUGCAGAAGGAUGGACGGAUGGAUGCUAGAUGGUAGAUACCUGACAUUCAGUUCUCCAUUUUCGCUUAGACGAUUUGCUGCUGAAUUUUGCAGCAUAUUUGUCAUCAAUUUUCCAGCGUGCUGCUUGAGGAAGCAUGAGCUGGCUUGUUCACUGGAGCCAAUGUUGGAUGAAUGAAUCGAGUCCUGAAUG